Messenger RNA from Penaeus vannamei (Pacific white shrimp), 1129 nucleotides. The record is from RefSeq and is a predicted model, not a curated record. Lineage: Eukaryota; Metazoa; Arthropoda; Malacostraca; Decapoda; Penaeidae.
UUCUCGUGUCGCGGCGGAGGUGCGCGCUCACUCCCUACGCGGACGCUGCAACCUGUUUGUUGCUAACCUGUUACUUGCAAUUGCUAAGACACGCAACAAAGUGGUGAAGAUCCUUCCGCCAGCAGACUAUUGAUCACGAAUUCGCGGAUCCCGACAUGAGGCGCGCGCGAUGCGACUCGGCGAGCGCGUGAGCUGGUGACGGCGCGACUCGGCCGCCGCGCAGCUGGAGCCGAGAGCCCGUCGCGCCGCGCCGCCCGCCCGUCGCGAUGCAGGGACACUACGUCCACGACACGGAGUACAGAUAAUUGCGUGCGACGACAGCGCCAUGUCGGACUCCGACAGCGAGGAGAGCCAGGGCUCGUGCGCGUGCAGCUGCGACGCGCGCUGCGUGCGGUCGCCGACGCCGACGUCGUCCCGGCGCGGCGCCGAGUCCACGUCGGGCUGCCCGUCGUCCGACUUCCUGCCCUCCGACCCCAUCUCGGGCCACGCCUCGCCCUCGGCCGACUUCCGAAUCGCCGACUCGGGCGUGGUGGUCGGGCGGCCGUGGCGGCGCCCACAGCCGCCCGCGACGCCGGACAUGAAGGCGUCGCGGGACGUGUCCGUGAAGCAGAAGCGCUCGCGGAUGCCUCCCGGCGCCGUCGAGCUGGGCGUGAAGAGCCCCCGCGCCGCGCGGCCGCCGCGGUUCCCGGCGGCGACGUCGUCCGGCUGCCCGUCGCCGUCGCGCUCGGAGCGGAGCGGCUGGUGGGACCAGCAGCAGCUGUCCCCCGUCAGCUGCGCCUCCGGCUACUGGGACGACGAGCAGCCCCUGCGGGACUGGGACGACGACGACCCCCGCCACGGCCGGGACGACGCCCACAGGGUCUCGCCGGAGUCGGAGGGCUCGGGCGAGAGCGAGCGGCUGAAGGCGCUGUUCACGGCCUGCGACACCGACGGCGACGGCUACAUCACCAGUGUCAAGCAGGAACGCCACUCGAUGGCGAUGCAGUUCAGCCAGCUACAGCAGCUCAUCGGCCUAUGCAAGAAUAUUCAACCGGAAAAUUCCUUGAAGAUCCCCGGGUAUUCAGAGACAUCGGAGGUUCUUGUCAGCGAGCGAUAUAUUUAUCCCUUCUCUCGGGAGACAUUCGACUGA